This is a messenger RNA of Drosophila gunungcola (fruit fly), 2445 nucleotides long. RefSeq names its product serine/threonine-protein kinase polo (gene polo). Gene Ontology annotation, cellular component: centrosome; cytoplasm; spindle pole. The coding region runs from base 278 to 2008 and encodes 576 amino acids. Gene Ontology annotation, molecular function: protein serine/threonine kinase activity; ATP binding; protein binding. The record is from RefSeq and is a predicted model, not a curated record. Gene Ontology annotation, biological process: protein phosphorylation; regulation of cytokinesis; mitotic cell cycle. Lineage: Eukaryota; Metazoa; Arthropoda; Insecta; Diptera; Drosophilidae. The transcript has 5 exons.
ACUGGUUCAGCUGACGCUUGUCGCACAACUCAUUUUGGCAUUUAAAAAAUCGAACGGUUUCGGCGCGUUCUCCGCUUUGUGCUUGAUUUUCGUGCACUCGAUGGGCAAAACCGAGAAUUGAACGCCGUUUCUCUUGCAAAUUGUGUGCAUCUCCGUUUAAGUGGCCGUUUUUAGCCUAUUGUUCGUGUCAAAUUAAGGCAAGGCAGAGGAAACAAGGAAUUUUCGCAACUCCAGGCGAACGUGCAGUGCAAACGGGAGUCCAAAAAAGGAGAGCAAGAUGGCCGCAAAGCCCGAGGAUAAGAGCACGGAUAUUCCGGAUCGCCUUUACGAUGCCAACCAGCGAAAAACCUACAAGCGCAUGCGUUUCUUUGGCAAGGGCGGCUUUGCAAAAUGCUACGAGAUCAUCGAUGUGGAGUCCGACGACGUCUUCGCCGGCAAGAUCGUGUCCAAGAAGCUGAUGAUCAAGCACAACCAGAAGGAGAAGACCGCCCAGGAGAUAACCAUCCACCGCAGCCUGAGUCAUCCGAACAUUGUCAAGUUCCACAGCUACUUUGAGGAUGUGCAGAACAUCUACAUUGUGCUGGAGCUGUGCAAGAAAAGAUCCAUGAUGGAGCUGCACAAGCGCAGGAAAAGCAUCACGGAGUUCGAGUGUCGAUACUACAUUUACCAGAUCAUCCAGGGCGUAAAGUACCUGCACGAUAGCCGCAUCAUCCAUCGUGAUCUGAAGCUGGGAAAUCUCUUUCUCAACGAUCUGUUGCACGUGAAGAUCGGUGACUUCGGUCUGGCCACGCGCAUUGAAUACGAGGGCGAACGGAAAAAGACUUUGUGCGGCACGCCCAACUAUAUUGCCCCGGAGAUCCUCACCAAGAAGGGGCACUCGUUUGAGGUGGACAUCUGGUCGAUUGGCUGCGUAAUGUACACUCUGCUGGUGGGCCAACCGCCGUUUGAGACCAAGACGCUGAAGGACACUUACUCGAAGAUCAAGAAGUGCGAGUACCGCGUCCCCAGCUACCUGAGGAAGCCGGCGGCGGACAUGGUCAUUGCCAUGCUGCAGCCCAAUCCGGAGAGCCGUCCUGCGAUUGGGCAGCUUUUGAACUUCGAGUUCCUCAAGGGCUCCAAGGUGCCCAUGUUCUUGCCCAGCUCUUGUCUGACGAUGGCGCCGCGUAUCGGCAGCAACGACACCAUCGAGGACUCUGUGCACCGCAAGCCGUUGAGUGAGAUGAAUGGCAUCAGGCCCGACGACACCCGUCUGGAGUCGACCUUCCUCAAGGCCAAUCUGCACGACGCCAUCACCGCCUCGGCGCAGGUGUGUCGUCACAGCGAGGACUAUCGCAGCGAUAUCGAGAGCCUGCACCAGCAGCUCACCAAUCUUAUCAACGGCAAGCCGCGAAUUUUGCAAGGCAAUUUGGGCGACGAAAACACCGAUCCUGCAGCACAGCCGCUCUUCUGGAUAUCCAAGUGGGUGGACUACAGCGACAAGUACGGCUUUGGUUACCAGUUAUGCGAUGAGGGCAUCGGCGUGAUGUUCAACGACACCACAAAGUUGAUCCUGCUGCCCAAUCAGAUCAACGUGCACUUCAUCGACAAGGACGGCAAGGAGAGUUACAUGACCACCACGGACUACUGCAAGACGCUUGACAAGAAGAUGAAGUUGCUGUCCUACUUCAAGCGCUACAUGAUCGAGCAUUUGGUGAAGGCUGGCGCCAACAAUGUCAACAUCGAGAGCGAUCAGAUCUCGCGUAUGCCGCAUCUGCACUCCUGGUUCCGCACAACAUGUGCCGUGGUUAUGCAUCUAACCAACGGAUCAGUGCAGCUCAACUUUUCGGACCACAUGAAGCUCAUCCUCUGCCCACGCAUGAGUGCCAUCACCUAUAUGGAUCAAGAGAAGAAUUUCCGCACAUACAGAUUUUCGACCAUCGUGGAGAACGGCGUGUCUAAAGACUUGUACCAGAAGAUCCGCUAUGCCCAGGAAAAACUUAGGAAAAUGCUGGAGAAGAUGUUCAUCUAAAUGUAGCCGGCGAACUUUCAUUUUAAGGCCGAAUAUUAGUUUAAGCUAAUCACGAAUGCCCUGGCCAACUUCACAUUUAUCCCAAAACGGAUCCUCACCCAUGCAUUUUAAAAUUGUAGUUUCUGUUCAAAUUGAUAUGAUUGUUCGAUGUUUUAGUUUUUGUUUGUUUUCGCCUUUCAUCGUUCAUUUACUGGUUAAGUUGUAUUCAUCACCCCUUAAAAAUAUAUAUAUAUAUAAGUUAAUCAACGAAUUCCCUGGCCAAAAUUACAUACUGUCCUAAACCAUGCCAUCUUAAGACUAUAGUUUCUGUUCAAAUUGAUGAAAGUUUAAUGUUUAGGGCAGUGUCUGGCUCAAAGGCCAUCCCUUGAAAAUAUAUAAAUACAAUUGUUUAAUGGUUUUCGUACACGAUCACUUAAUAAAAUUAUAAAGUACUAAAA